AGGGAAAACAACUCUGUUUCAAAUAUGCCUGGAUUGAUAGGGAGGGUUCCAUGUCUGGGUAGCAGGUAGGGAGGGUUUGGAGGCUGAGGGAUACGAGCUCUGUCUCACCAGUGCAUCUGAAUACAUUUAGUUCUUGAUUUUGGAUAGUGAGAAUUUGGACACAUUUAUUUGACGAACAACAGCUCUGCUUCAAAUUUAUCAGGUACAGCACAGGGAUACCAGCUUGGUCUCAAAAAAAUAUGCACAGACACACAGACACACACACACAUUUGAUUGCUGAGUUUGGAUUGAGAGGAAUAGUUGUAAUUAUGACAGUUAGGGCACCUGAGUGACUUAGUCGAUUAGGCAUCAGACGUUGGCUCAGGUCAUGAUCUCAUGGUUCGUGGGUUCGAGUCCCGUGUUGGGCUCUGUGCUGAUAGCUCUGAGCCUGGAGCCUGCUUCGGAUUCUGUGUCUCUCUCUGCCCCUUUCCUGUGCUCUCUCUCUCUCUCUCUCAAGAAUAAAUAAACAUUGAAAAAAAUUUAAUUGUGGCAGCCAACACACAUCAAACACUUACCAAGGGCCAGUUACUGUCCUAAGCAAGUUUUAAGUGUAUUAAUUCAAGUCAUGCUCACAACAAUCCUGUGAAGUCCAUACUGUUGUUAUGAUCCCCAUUUUACACAUGAGGACAUUGAGGCACAGAGAGGAUAAGUGACUUGUCCAAGCAGUCACACAGACAUAAGUGGCAGAGCAGGGUUGAAUCCCAGAGUUACCACUUGCUACCCCUACAUGAGGCCACAUGAGGUUCAGGUCCUGGCUGGGGUAGGGCCUAGAGGUUGGCCAUCUUCCAGGCUGUUAGAAGUCGUGGACCAGGGCAACGAUGUGUGCGGGUGAUUCUGCCCCGCCUGUCUGCCUGGCCCAAGAGGCCCAGUUACCUGCUUUCCCCUCCUUACUCCUGCACCAGGCCACCUCUGCAUGAGUUUAUUCUUGUUGUUAUCAUCUGUCAUUAAUGACGUGAUGUGAGUUUCCUUGUACUUUGAAAUGCCUUCCAAAGUGACUCUGGCUUUGUUGGCUAUGUAACCAUUGUUUACCCAUUUUACAGAUGAGGAAACCUAGGCCUUGCUAUUCAUUCUACAUUGCCAGCUAGAUACCCUUGUCCCUCUCAGCUCUGGUUUUAGAACUGUCCUUCUUCCCAACAUUCUUGGUGUCCGCCAAGAGGCAGGAGAGGCCACAGCUGAGGGGACACUCCCCGUCAACACCCAGCCACCUACCUUAUGGCUGCUGCCUCCACCAGCCCUAAACAGUGAAGCAGGGAGAAAGGGGGGUGGAUGAAAGGGGCCUUUGUGUCCCUUGCCGGAAAUCUCACCCCCAGGAAGAAAGGUGGGAAGGGUGAUGGGAGGCCUCAAUAGCAUGUGUGUGGGGCAGGGCGUUGUUGCUGAUACAGAGCUCCCCUCCAGGCUUGGCCCACCUGCCAAGUGGGGAGGGAGGUUUCCUCACUCUGCUCUUUCACAUCACAGCAUGGGCUGCUGCAGGGGCCCGGGUUGGGCUUGGGCCCUGAGGUCACAGAGCAGAUGGUCCCAAAUGGAGCACAGGAUGUGUGGUAUGUGCCGGGGCAGGCCAGAGCCCUCAAUUUCCUUGACUCCUGGCCAGAAAUGCCCACGGGGGAGGAGUGGGGGAGAGCCAGCCUGGAUGUGAAGAAGCAUGAGCCCCCUCCCCACUCCUCCUCCCUUGCAGGAAUAGCCUCUGUCUGCCUCCAACCCAGGACCCGGCCCCCUGAGUUCUGAGUCCACCCGCUCUUAACGCCUCUGUGAUCAGAAUCAGACCUCUUCACCUGUCCAAGCCCCAGCUUCCUCAUCGGCAAGCUGGCUAUGAAGAGGUGGGUCUGUGUCAUUCUCCCAGGCAAGACUCCUGACUGUGGCCCAUGGACCUCUGAGGAGGCGUCGUAAGUCCGCCCAGCUCCCCGCUUGCUGUGCUCCCACUCAAUGGGAAGGGAACCAAGGCCUUGUCCAGCCAUCAGCCACGGCCUCUCGACAGCACCAGGAUGGAAGUCAAAGGUCAGCUGAUCAGCUCUCCCACCUUCAAUGCCUCAGCUGCCCUGUUUGGAGAAGCUGUCCCCCAGAUGAAGUCAGAGCGUCUGCGGGGGCUGCUCGACCGGCAGCGGGCCCUACAGGAGGCCCUGAGCCUGAAACUUCAGGAGCUCCGCAAAGUGUGUCUCCAGGAGGCGGAGCUGACUGGCCAGCUGCCCCCCGAGUGCCCGCUGGAGCCUGGUGAACGGCCCCAGUUGGUCCGCCGGCGGCCCCCUGCGGCCCGAGCCUACCCUCCGCUGCACCCCAACCCAGCACACCACUCCUUGUGCCCUGCUGAGGAGCUGGCUCUUGAGGCGCUGGAGCGUGAGGUGUCUGUGCAGCAGCAGAUUGCGGCCGCCGCCCGCCGCCUGGCCUUGGCCCCUGAGCUGAGCAUCGAGCAGCGCCGGCGCCGGCGCCAGGUCCAGGCAGACGCGCUGCGGAGGCUGCACGAGCUGGAGGAACAGCUUGGGGACCUCCGGGCCCGCCUUGGCCUCCCGGUGCUCCCACCGCCGCAGCCCCUACCCCUGUCCACAGGGGCAGUUAUCACGGCCCAAGGAGUCUGCCUGGGCACGCGCCUCGCUCAGCUCAGCCAAGAGGACGUAGUUCUGCACUCCGAGAGCAGCUCCCUGUCAGAGUCUGGAGCCAGCCAUGAUAAUGAGGAGCCCCGCAGCUGCUUCCCUCUGGCUGAGCGCCCCUCGCCGCCCAAAGCCUGGGACCAACUGCGGACAGUGUCGGGGGGCAGCCCUGAGCGGCGAACCCCAUGGAAACCACCGCCAUCAGAUCUUUAUGGGGAUUUGAAGAGCCGGCGGAACUCUGUGGCCAGCCCCACCAGCCCCACACGCUCGCUGCCCAGGAGUGCCUCCAGUUUUGAGGGGCGAAGUGUGCCUGCCACCCCUGUCCUCACCCGGGGCGCUGGCCCCCAGCUCUGCAAACCCGAAGGCCUCCAUUCUCGCCAGUGGUCCGGCAGCCAGGACUCCCAGAUGGGCUUCCCCCGGGCGGACCCGGCCUCCGACCGUGCCUCCCUCUUUGCAGCCCGCACCCGCCGCAGCAACAGCUCUGAAGCCCUGCUUGUGGACCGGGCGGCUGGCGGGGGAGCUGGUUCCCCGCCAGCGCCUCUGGCUCCCCCUGCCGCUGGCCCCCCGGUCUGCAAGAGCAGUGAGGUGCUGUACGAGCGCCCCCAACCAACCCCUGCCUUCUCCUCCCGCACAUCUGGCCCCCCAGACCCUCCCCGGGCUGCCCGGCCUAGCUCAGCUGCCCCUGCCUCCCGAGGGGCCCCCCGGCUCCCACCUGUGUGUGGGGACUUCCUCUUGGACUAUUCCCUGGACCGGGGCCUGCCCCGCAGUGGUGGUGGGGCAGGCUGGGGGGAGCUGCUGCCUGCGGCUGAGGUCCCGGGACCCCUCUCCCGCCGGGAUGGGCUCCUCACCAUGCUUCCAGGUCCACCACCUGUAUAUGCAGCUGACGGCAGCAGCCCCCUCCUCCGCAGCAAGGAUCCCCACACCCGUGCUACCCGCACCAAGCCCUGUGGCCUGCCCCUGGAGGCCACCGAGGGUCCAGAGGUGCAUCCCAACCCUCUGCUGUGGAUGCCCCCGCCCACCCGUAUCCCCCCGGCUGGUGAGCGCAGUGGUCAUAAGAACCUUGCCCUGGAGGGGCUGCGGGACUGGUACAUCCGCAACUCGGGACUGGCCGCCGGGCCCCAGCGCCGGCCUGUUCCCCCCCACAUGGGCCCGCAACACCCACCCUUCCUCCAUGCCCGCUGCUAUGAGGUGGGCCAGGCGCUGUAUGGGGCCCCCAGCCAGGCGCCACUCCCGCACUCGAGGAGUUUCACGGCACCCCCUGUCUCCGGCAGGUAUGGGGGGUGCUUUUACUGAUGGGUAGGGGUCUCUGGAGGCAGAUGGCAAAGGUGUCCAGGCUGGGGAGCAGCCAGUCAUGGUAGCUAAUGACUCAGACCACGAGAGAACUAGCUGCGGCCUCAGCACAGGGUCAUGAGGCCCUGCCUAACCUGCAUGAGUCCGCGGGGGCUUGGUGGAGAGGGGUGUCUUGGGCCCUGGCAGCAGCAAUUUUCCACCAAGCCAUAGAAGAAUUGUAAUAUUGGAACAAAACAGUGCAUGUCAGCUGAAAAUGAGCCUUGAAAGCAGGGUGCUGGGAGGAAGGGCCUCCCGGGCCCCUCGUUUUUCUCUUCUUCCUUUUUGCCGUGCUCCCCAUGCUUGCAAGCCCAGACAUACUCUCCUGUGUCUGCCUCCGCCUCUUUAACGAGCUUCUUUUCCUCUCUUUCUGUGUCUUGUUUGUCUUUUCCUCUCUCCUCUAUCUUGCCACCCUGUCUGGAUUCCUGCUACCCCUUCUAAAGAUACUACGCGGACUUCCUGUACGCUCCGGAGCUGAGCGCUCGUUUAAGUGACCUGACGCUAGAGGGGGAGCAGUCCUCCAGUUCUGACCCCCAGACCCCGGGGACACUGGUCUGACCCCUUCUGAUAUGCUCCUUGUUGGCCUGGGCAUGGCUUUAGUCUGGGGAGCACACAGCUGACCUCGCUGAACCCUGGGGUGUGGUUGCUCUCAGUCCUGGGGGGUGCCGAACCUGAUCUUCCAAGGCCCCUGGCACCUUGUGGACCCACGAAGGUGUCUGACACCCUGUUUCCCCUCUCACACUGUGCUGGGAACUGGGGCCCUCAGCCAGCGUAAAAGAGGGAGGAUGGUGUAAUGGGGACUCCGAGCCCCUUCUUCCAUUUCUGUUUACAGUUGUGAUUUAGAUAUUCGCUGUCUUCCCCCAACGCUAGACGUUUUAUAAAAGGGAAACUGUGAUCUCGUCCUGGUUGGGCUCAUUCCUGUCCCCGUGCCCAGCCUGUUCCAUUCAGGAACCCCCUCCACAAAACGGAUCAUAUAGGGUCUCAGGGCCCUGUUUGGGGCAGCCAGGAGACUCUGGUGUGAACAGAACCCCCUGCCACCCCCCACCAGGGCAGUUAUUGGGGAGGUGGGCUCUCUGCCUGCAAUUGGAAAGACUGAAGUCUGGGUAGGGGGCUUGGGUUCAUUUUCCUGCCCCCAGGGGUGCCUGAAGGAGCCCCAGUCCCUGUCUGCCUGUCUGUGCCCGCUGCCUCUGCCCACAGGACUAGAUGGCCCAGCGUUUUGUGGCAGCCUCUGCCCUAUCUAUCCCCAGUCAGGAAGCCCUGCAGGAGGGGCCAGAGGGCAGAGCCAUCGGGUGUGUUGUCCUGGGAUGCUGCGGUGGUGGAAUCUGGCAUCUGGUGGAUGCCAGUAAAAUCCUCAGGUGACGUCUGGCCACAGGCUACGUCACGUCUUCCUUGGCUUUCGUUCCAUCCACCACUUUUUAAAUCUAUACAAGCUGUGUUUUCUAUGAUACCUAUCUGUGACUUUCUGGAGCUGGGGGUCCCCCUACCUCCUUUACCUGGUGUUAAACUUUUCUUUUUCUACCAAUGGACCUGGGCCCAAGACACUACCCACACUGGAAGGGGAUUUCUAUAAUAAAUGUGUAAACUGAA
Acinonyx jubatus (cheetah) is the source of this 5531-nucleotide messenger RNA. RefSeq names its product coiled-coil domain containing 120 (gene CCDC120). Lineage: Eukaryota; Metazoa; Chordata; Mammalia; Carnivora; Felidae. The record is from RefSeq and is a predicted model, not a curated record. The transcript is spliced from 10 exons. Bases 2019 to 3911 code for a protein of 630 amino acids.